Molecule: messenger RNA, 519 nt
Organism: Ascoidea rubescens DSM 1968
Lineage: Eukaryota; Fungi; Ascomycota; Saccharomycetes; Ascoideales; Ascoideaceae
Gene: MRPL25
Product: mitochondrial 54S ribosomal protein mL59
Exons: 1
Coding region: 1-519 (172 amino acids)
Cellular component (GO): mitochondrial large ribosomal subunit
Molecular function (GO): structural constituent of ribosome
Source: RefSeq, a predicted model, not a curated record
AUGGCUCUAGGACUUAAGAUUAGGAAGAUUCGCGUCAAGUCUGUGCUCAACGACCCCAGUGUACCUGGUUUUGACAAAUUGCCUCCCACUCUCCAGAGAUUUUUCGCAAAGUUUCCACCCACCACCAUCAAAAAGUACUCUGCGACCCCAACUUCCACACGAGCUGAAGAUGCUAACCCAUUUAUGCCCAACAAACAUCCUGUCACUUUGAGAUACCAUGCUCCAAGGUACUCGUUGCGACAACAGUCGAUGAUAUACAAGGCUGCUUACAGAUUUGGAAUCCAGGACUUACUUCCUCCAAUGAAGAAAAAAUUCUAUGAGGAAAAAUACAACAACAAAAAAUUGAUGAGAGGUGUCUUAGCUCCAAAGGGCCAUAAGUACGAUCUUGCCAAACCUCAGAAAUUGGCUAAGAUUGAAGAAAGUCUUGCUAAAAUGGACGAAAAAAUUAUCGAAGUUAAGGGAAACAAAUACAAAAGAAUCCUUAAAAAGAAACAAUCAAAAGUCAGUACUUGGUAUUAA